UUAUCGCAUCAGUUUCCUGGUAUGGGAUAGUUUUCAUGCUUAGUUCUAAGUGUGGUACACAGUAAUUGUAAAACGAAUAUUAACCAUAGUGUGCCGGAUUUAAUUAUGAGAGGUUUGUGUGCAGUUGUUGUGUUAGUGGUGAUCACAGAUGUAGCCUGUUAGCCCAUCUCAGGGGUGCUGACAUCUUCUUUGUGUGUAUAUGUGUUUUUUCCCUAGAAAACGGUCUGUAUAUGUUAAGAAUCCUUACCUGGAUGCUAUGGAUGAAGAUAUUCUCUAUCACUUGGAUUUAGGAACCAAAACACACAACCUUCCAGCAAUGUUUGGGGAUGUAAAGUUUGUCUGUGUUGGUGGGAGCCCCAACAGAAUGAAAGCAUUUGCACAGUUUAUGCACAAGGAACUCCAGUUGGAGGGGGAUGGAGAAGACAUUGAAGACAUCUGUGCAGGGACAGACAGAUAUUGCAUGUUCAAAACAGGCCCUGUGCUCUCCAUCAGUCAUGGGAUGGGCAUCCCCUCCAUUUCUAUCAUGCUCCAUGAACUCAUCAAGUUGCUCCACCAUGCACACUGCUGUGACGUUACCAUCAUCAGAAUCGGAACGUCAGGGGGAAUUGGGAUUGCCCCAGGGUCUGUCGUAAUAACAGAUACGGCUGUAGACUCUUUCUUCAAGCCUCGGUUUGAGCAGAUCAUCUUGGACAACGUGGUGACCCGAAGCACUGAACUUGACAAGGAACUGGCUGCUGAUUUGCUCAACUGUAGCAAAGAGAUCCCCAACUUCCCAACCCUCAUCGGACACACGAUGUGUACCUACGAUUUCUAUGAAGGCCAGGGCCGCCUAGAUGGAGCAUUAUGUUCCUUUUCGCGAGAAAAAAAGCUAGACUACUUGAGAAGAGCGUGCAAAGCUGGCGUCAGGAACAUCGAAAUGGAGUCGACGGUGUUCGCAGCCAUGUGUGGACUGUGUGGUCUGAGAGCUGCCGUGGUCUGCGUGACACUUCUUGACAGACUCGAGAGUGACCAAAUCAAUUUGUCCCAUGAUGUCCUGGUGGAGUACCAGCAACGGCCACAGCUCCUAAUCUCCAAUUUCAUCAAAAAACAGCUUGGACUUGGUAGCCAGGUGUCCCACCCGUCUCCUGUGAGUUGGUAGAUAGAGCUGCAAUGUCGAAGCCAUGUGUUGUCUGUAACAUUCUUACGUAAUCCUCAUCCUUGGGCUAAAAUCGUAAAAGAUUUUGUGAACUCCUUUAUCUUAAAGUUGAACUUACUGUAAGAGAAUUUAAUACCCGUGUGAAGUUAAGUUCAAAUUCCAUUUUAGAACCAGUUAACUAAAGCAGUCUAAUAAUUAGUGUUUUAAACUCAUGAAUUGUGACAUUUGGAAUUUCAUAUGUAGCAUUAAUCAAGCUUAC
Molecule: messenger RNA, 1394 nt
Organism: Peromyscus californicus insignis
Lineage: Eukaryota; Metazoa; Chordata; Mammalia; Rodentia; Cricetidae
Gene: Upp2
Product: uridine phosphorylase 2
Exons: 6
Coding region: 200-1138 (312 amino acids)
Biological process (GO): nucleotide catabolic process; uridine catabolic process
Cellular component (GO): cytosol; cytoplasm
Molecular function (GO): uridine phosphorylase activity
Source: RefSeq, a predicted model, not a curated record